This is a messenger RNA of Microsporum canis CBS 113480, 588 nucleotides long. RefSeq lists its product as uncharacterized. The coding region runs from base 1 to 588 and encodes 195 amino acids. The transcript is spliced from 4 exons. The record is from RefSeq and is a predicted model, not a curated record. NCBI's taxonomy places the organism in Eukaryota, Fungi, Ascomycota, Eurotiomycetes, Onygenales, Arthrodermataceae.
AUGAAGUUUACUACUACCGUAACACUUGUUACAGCUGGGUUUCUCAGCAUAGGGGCUACCCAGGUUUAUGCAAGUCCAGUUUCCGACCCCCUUCCAUAUCCAGAGGGCCCAUUGACGUAUCUUGGCCCUGUUGCACUCGAUGGAGAGACAGUGAGCCUCAAAGGCACCGUACAGGAGAUAUAUGCCCAAGCCGAGGGUCUCGCCAGGUCAACAUUAAACCCGGACGACCACUCUAAGAAUCGCCAUGACCGUAAUAUCCAGGCUCGUUACAAGACCUCGAUGAACUGCUAUCCUCAAGGUGAUCCUGCAAGCGUUAAAAGUAUUCAAGAGGGUAUCAGAUAUCUUAAUGGCCUCAGUGGAAAGUGUGGUGGCGCAGCACGGACAUGUACUCGUGUCAGCUGUUCCUGGAAAUCUGGCAUCUUCUUAUGCAAUGAUACCACGAAUACGAUCUCUAUACCCUGCAAGCAAAUUGCAGAUUACGCCCAGGAUAUUCUUGACACGUGUGUCAGUCCGCAGGUCGUUUCGGUGAGAGGGCAGGUGUUUGAUAGCGGAAAUUUCAAUGUUGUUGUUAAAAAGGGCAGCUGCUAG